UCUCUUCUAGAUUCAAAAAAUGCCUCUGUACAAACUCACAGAAAAACGCCUCAAGAAGCGCCAGCGCGAGGACGAAGCUGGUAUCACCGAGCUGAAAGCCAAGAUGCGAGCAAUGGGGGAUGAGGUAGGAGAUAGUGAGGAUGAGAUGGAUUCAGAGAGCGAUGAUUCUGAGGAGGAAUCGGAGGACGAUGAAGAAGAGACUGGGGAAGAGACUGCGGGGGAAACGAGUGGGAGUGAUUAUGAGGAAGAAGAGGCAGAGGAGGAAGAGGAAAACGGAAGUGAUGAAGACGAAGAUGAAAAUGGACCGAUCCCCAUGACACCCUCAGAAGCGCUCACAAUCCCCAUCUACACUCCCAUCUCCAUCCCUACUGACUCAGGCUCUGAGGCUGAGGCUGAGAUUGGAGCUGGGACUGGGCCAAAGAUCAGCUUAUGCAUUCUCUGUCCAGGGAAGAUACUCAAGAAUGAACAUAUGGUGAAAGUUCACCUCGAUUCCGGUGCCCAUAAACGAGCUGCUAAACGAUAUUCAUCCCACCUGUCGGCCAAUCCUCCUCGCGAAACUGACGAUCCGCGCAAGAUCGCGAAGUCCCUCGUCCCCUCCGCCCCUGCCCCUGCUCUCAAGUCCAACAAAGCUAGGCCCACCACCACCGCCACCACCGAAAUCAAAGAAGACAGAAAAGUGGAGGAGAAGAAGAAACUGUCUAAAAGGGCGAUCAAUGAUACCACCCGCAAAAUCCGUAAACAAGCACGGGUUCAAGCCGAAGUCGAAGAAAGGCUAACAAAGGGGGAGAUAGAUCUUAAGACUGGAAAAGGAAUGGAGGGGAUGAAUAGGAAGAUGAAAAGAGAGCUGUUUAAGCGGCUGAAGCAAAAAGAGGAGGGAGAUGGACAUAAGGGAAAGAAACAAAAGAACUGAAGUUACGAUAUAAGGCUGAUUGAGAUGGUGUUCAGUGAGAAGAGCUGUGCUUGGGCGGCGUCUGGGUUUCCACGCAGGGUAAAUGUAUUGUAAUAUAACAUACCAAACUUCAACCGCGAGUGAGUGUGAGUUGUAAGGCGAGUUGUCACUUUCCAGGAUGCUAC
Molecule: messenger RNA, 1074 nt
Organism: Cryptococcus deneoformans JEC21
Lineage: Eukaryota; Fungi; Basidiomycota; Tremellomycetes; Tremellales; Cryptococcaceae
Exons: 3
Coding region: 20-910 (296 amino acids)
Source: RefSeq, a predicted model, not a curated record